Molecule: messenger RNA, 4646 nt
Organism: Musca vetustissima
Lineage: Eukaryota; Metazoa; Arthropoda; Insecta; Diptera; Muscidae
Gene: NAT1
Product: eukaryotic translation initiation factor 4 gamma 2
Exons: 5
Cellular component (GO): eukaryotic translation initiation factor 4F complex
Molecular function (GO): mRNA binding; protein binding; translation initiation factor activity
Source: RefSeq, a predicted model, not a curated record
UUUUUCACCAUUCCUCAACCAACGUUAAAUAGUCAUUUCUCUCAGUCUUACGACGAUAAACGACAGUGUUGGGACUCUGGUGCCAACAUUGUGCUAGUGCAAAACACUGAAAGUAAUUUCGCGUUGCAGGACCGCAUAUAUAAAACAAGCACCAUUGAGGGAGGCAGCAGUACCGGUGACCCAAGCAUCGGAGGCAGCAAUUUGAAGCUAGCAAUAACGGCUAAUCACGACGAUACUGAGUGUUUUAACGAGAGUUUCCAUAAUCGAGGAGGAGGAGGCGGUGGCCAAUCCCCGCCGACACCUACUGUCGGUAAAACCUUGCUGAACACCAGCGCAAAUCUAUUGCCGAUAACCACAGCAUCGGAUACGUUCAAUAACUUGAAGAACUUGUUGAAGAUCGACAAGGGCUCGUCGCCAACUAGCAACGGUAGCGCAGGCAUCGGCCAUCAAGGCGGCAGCGGUGGUAAUCGCUCCAAAGAAGUCGGUGGUGGUAGCGGCGUUUACAAGCGUUCGCCCAACUCAGGCGACAACGUUCGCAGUAGUUUGAACGGCGGCGGUAGCAGCAACAGAUCUGGAGCUCCAGGCGCUUCGGGACACUUUUCCUCUGGUUAUAGCAAGAAUUCCGCCAAAAUUCGUCAACACGAUUCAGAAGUAAGCCCACGGCCUCGGCGAUCUUUCCAGAACGAUUCGUCGUCGUCGCGUUACUAUAACAAAAAUAGUGACAUUUUGGGAGGCUCACAAGCUGGAGGUUUAGGCAGCAAUAACAACUCCAAUUCUGGAGGUAAUCCGUACAGUGGCAGCAACAGUAGUGGCGGCACUGGCGGACGUGGCGGUGGUUCAUUGAACGCUAACAACAAUAGCAGCGGUGCAUACCACAAUUCCCACUCGGAAAGCAAUAGCGGCGGUAGCGGCAGCGGUCGACGCAAUUAUCAACCACACAAUUCCGAUGGCGGCGGUUAUUCGCGUAAUUUAAAUUCGGGAGGCUCGGGCAGCGGAUACCGCUCUCAACGCUACGAAAACGGCAAUGGAAACGGACAACAGCGUCAGUACGGUUCUUCAACUAACGCUGGCUAUAACAACUAUCAUAACAACUACAACAACAACAAAUCAUACGGACCACGAUCAUCCGCCAAUGAUGGCAAUGUAAACAGUUAUCGUUCAUCGCAUCAACGAGAGAGAGGCGACCGAGAGAGAGAUCGCGAUCGCGACGAUUACGGCGUCAACGGUAGCAGCAAAAAUUAUCGUGACUACGACGAUUCUCCCAGAGGUGUUGGGGGAGGGGGCGGAGGCGUAAGUGGCGGUGGACGCUACACCAACGGAACAUCCAACAGUGAUCGUAAUAUUACAGCCAACGGUUCAUCUGGAAGCAAUACAAACAGCCUAGAGCGUCGUUUGCCACCCUCUGCUUUGCGCUCAUCGGGCAUAGAGCGAAGUGGUAGCUCCUCAUACGAACACCGUGAACGAGAUCGUUCGCUGAACAAUCGCUCACCCCCCGUACGUGGAGGAGACCGAGACCGCGGGGACCGUGAUGCAUUGGGCGGCCGACAAGAUUUAUCAUCCGGACAGUCAUCAACCGUAAACUCUUCAUCUUCUUCGCGUGGCAUAUCGCCAAAUUCUGGCGUCGGUACAUCGGCAUUAACUGCAGGUGUAUCCAGUCAACAACCCACACCGGCUGCAACUCCACCACCAUCUGCUGGUCGUUGGGUGCCGCCAUCAUUGCGUCCUCAACAUGGACUUACUCAAGCCGAAAAGAAUGAUGCUGUAUUCAGAAGGGUCCGUGGUAUUCUUAACAAGUUGACUCCAGAAAAAUUCCAAGAACUUAGCGACGAACUAUUAAAACUCGAUUUAAAUUCAAUUGCAAUUUUGAACGGUGUUAUUCUGCUGAUUUUCGAUAAAGCUUUGGAUGAGCCCAAGUACUCGUCUAUGUACGCACAGCUGUGCAAACGUUUAUCACAAGAAGCCCCAUCAUUUGAGAAGGAACCAGGAGGUUUAAGCACAUUCUUACGUUUACUCAUUGCCGUUUGCCGCGACAAAUUCAACAAUCGCCAAAAGCGCGACGACGAAGCCGAUUCACAAUUCAACAAAGUACAUCGUCCCCAAGCACUAGCCGAAAAUGAUGCUGAUGAGGAGGAGCGCCGCCAUUUGGCCAAACAGCGCAUGUUGGGCAACGUUAAAUUCAUUGGAGAACUCCACAAGCUGGACAUGUUGGCCAAAAAUGUUCUGCACCAGUGCAUCUGCGAACUUUUGGAUAAGAAGAACAAGCGUACGGCCACGAAGGAGGAACUGUGCGAGGACAUGGAGUGCUUGGCACAGUUGCUCAAGACGUGCGGCAAGAACCUGGAUUCAGAACAGGGCGAAGAGCUGAUGAACCAGGUCAUGAACAAAUUGGAACGACGAUCGAAAUCAACUGAUUAUCCACCCAGAAUACGUUUCCUCUUGAAAGACGUAAUCGAAUUGCGUGAAAACAAUUGGGUACCUCGCAAAGUGGGCACCGCUGAGGGACCAGUGCCAAUAAAGCAAAUUCGCACUGAUGAUGAGCCAAUUAUCCGAACUCCAUUCGCUAACCGCAAUCGUGACAUGCGUAAUAAUCGUGAUGACCGCGACAACGACAGUUGGAUGGGUCGAUUAUCUUUGAAUUUACAACCGGGAGGUUUGAACGACAUGUUCUCGGGACUUAGUGUUACAGGAGCAUCGCCAAUUAUAUCACCAUUUACCACGCCCGUGGCUAAUAACAGACAGUAUAAUUCCAAUAAUCGUGAUCGCAACCAACAAGGAGGUAGUGGCAAUUACAACAGCAACCGCUACAAUAAGCACAAUCAACAGAAUGGUCCCGGCACCGGAGGAGGUGGCAAUCGCGAAGAUCGCCCUCACAACCGGGAUAGAGGAGAUAGAGACCGCGAUCAAUCAGGCCAAUAUCCAUACAAUGGCGUGAAUCCACUGAACAAGGACUUAGCACCGCGCUUCAAACGCAACAUCAUAACACCCAACCAAGAUUCCGUAGAAAACUUGCAAAUGAGACCGGCUGCCAAUUCGCUACUCUUUAAGGCAGCCUCCCAGAAUCAAAAACUUCCAUCGAUGCUGCCCAUGUCCACGCCACCAUUGAGCAACAGCAGCAAUACUCCUCUGUCGGGAGGACUUGGCAGACUGGGUGGUGGCAACAAGGAUGUGCAACUUUCGAAUGCACAAUAUCCGCUAUUAGGAACACCAACAACACACCUCACAUCCAUUCAGCAACAACAGCACCAACAAAGUCCAAGACCAUCUUCCACACCAUCAGCUGAGGCCGAAUUCAAAUCUGGUAACGGCCUCGAGAAAUCUCUCAAGAGUACUUCUUCGAAUCCAGACUUUGCCAAGAACUCUUCUAGCUUUGACAUCAAUGAUAGGAAGUCCCGCUUGAAUACACCUACGUCACAACUAGUGACCAAACAGGGUUCAACGGAAAAAUCUGGUGCUAAUGUAGCUGCUGGUAGUGGUUCGGCUGCCAAGCAACAGAAGAAGGAUAAGGCCUUCAACAAGGAUGAGGUGCUCAAGAAAACUGCCAGCUACAUCAAGGAUAAGUUCUUUUAUGCCAAGGAAGAGAGCGCCGAAGAGGAAGAUAAAAAAUUGGCUGACGUUGUUGAAGGUUUCAUGGAACUGAAAGUGCCAGAAAAGUGUAUGAAGGAUGUUUGCAUCAACUGCAUAUUGGAUGUCUUGGAAAAGGCCGAUGAUCAUUACCUAGAAAGAGUUUUGAAAUUCCUGCAAAGCCUGAAGAAGCAAAUCAACUUGAAGAACAAUAUUGUCUUGGAAGUGUUUAAACAAGUAGUGAAGAAAAUGAAUGAGCGCGAAGCUCUGAAUCCCCGCAUAACUACUUUUGUGGCAAUCCUGCUGGCCAAGGGAACCGUUGGCGAAUCUGCCCUUUUGAAGCUCAGCGACAUUGCGAACUACACCGACAAUGGUCAACAUUAUCCAUUGUUUUUGUUGGUGCUUCAACAGUUGUGUAAACUUAUAGGCAAGGAACCACUGGAGGAAAUAUUCCGCGCUAGUAAAAUUGAUUUGAUGAACUGUUUGCCAGAGGUGGACCGCAACAAGACCCGUUUGGCUGAGAUUCUAGAGGACCGUUCAUUGACGUUCCUCUACCCGCUGCUGAAGGUUCAGGCCGAAAUGAGCAAACAGUUGAACUCGAAUCCUGAUCCCACAGCCUUCUACAAGUGGAUCAAGGCCAAUGUUGAGUCGAAAUAUUACAAAGAGGAAGGUUUUAUCAGUGCUCUAAUGACAGUUGUCGUCAAAUACGUAACAUCAAAAACCAGUUUCCCUGAAGGUACAGACGUCAAAGUUUGUCCCGACAAGGCAACCAUUCAAAAAGAAGAAAGUCUGUUUGAAAACUACUGCCAAAUCCUUAAGUCGUUCUUGGGCCACAGUAUUGAGUUGCAGCUUUUAGCCAUCUAUGCUCUGCAAGUAUUUUGCGUUAAUGAGAACUUCCCCAAAGGUAUGUUGUGCCGUUGGUUCAAAUAUCUUUAUGAAGCUGAAGUCAUUGACGAGGAAACCUUCAUUAUGUGGAAAGAAGAAAUAUCUGACAAGUAUCCUGGAAAGGGUGCAGCUUUAUUCCAGGUUAAUAACUGGCUGACUUGGUUGCAAGAGGCCGAAUCUGAGGAUGAUGAAGACUAAAU